AUGUACCAACUCACGCAUAUCUUCCUCAUGUUGGCGGUUUCUGGUUGCGCAUGCGCCGUGUUCUACACCAAAAGCACAGACAACGACUACCCGAGGAUUGGCAGGAGGACCUUUUACACCACCGGAAGCGGAAUUCACUACCCGCGCAUUGGACGACGGGACGCUGCAGGUUCCCAACUUCUACUUCCGGGUGUAGAUUUCUCCGACAUGGCCACGUUUGAGAAGAGAGGGGUGUUUACGCAAAGUGCUCACGGUUCGUAUCCCAGAGUGGGUCGAGGCAGCGAGGAGUCGGCUAGUGGUGAGGAUUACCUGAACGAAAGGGGAAACAAAUUUCUGGCCAGAAUCGCAGGAUUCAAAGACGAUAUAGAAGAGUCCAGCAGAAGCAAAGGAGACAACAGCAAGCAAGAGGACAGCAGCAGCGGAAACUCACCUUUAGAUAUCAUGUUUACAGCAUUCGACGUAGACAGUGAUGGGAAACUCUCCAAAGAGGAAUUCUCUUCAGGACUGCGCAAGUACAGGCAGCAGACCACUGUGUGCUGA
This is a messenger RNA of Candidula unifasciata, 540 nucleotides long. Lineage: Eukaryota; Metazoa; Mollusca; Gastropoda; Stylommatophora; Geomitridae. The record is from the annotation of a GenBank genome assembly.